This is a messenger RNA of Symbiodinium natans, 2319 nucleotides long. The record is from the annotation of a GenBank genome assembly. Lineage: Eukaryota; Dinophyceae; Suessiales; Symbiodiniaceae.
AUGGGCGCUAGCUCCUUCGGUGCCUUCGGUGCCUUCAGCCCGGUUCCGCAGGGACCCAUGGGGCCGAUGGCCACACAGAUUGCCUCGGACCCCAUGGCGUGCCAGAUCGUCUGGCAAAAGGAUGGGACUCCUGGCUCUCAGAACGACUGGCAGCAGGGACCCUAUCAGCAGGCGAGCUGGUAUGGUCAUCAACAAAACUACAGCAACCAGCUGUCUCCGGCAUACCAGUAUGCUCAGCAGAACCAGUGGCAACAUGACCCUUACACCCGACAGAACCCACAGUUCCAGAAGCAUCAGCUGUAUCAGCAGUACCUCCGCAAUCAGCAGUACCACUACCAGCAACAAGAGCGUCCGCUAUCCUCGCGGAGGGGAAUGGCCAGAUCAAAACGUGACAACAAGGAGUUGGCACAGGACGAGGCGGACAAGGAGGAUGGCAAGGCUGAGGUUUCGCAGGAUAAGGCCAAAGCUGCCAAAGCUGCCAAGCACAAAUCGAAGGCGUCCCCGGGUUCCCCCCGCGCCAAGGACAAGCCCGAGCGAGCGCCGAGCGACCUGAUCGUGGUCUCUACGCGCCCAGGACAACCCGGCGACCGCGCCAUCCUAGAGUGCACCGCUCCCGACGACGCAGCCUCCGAGGCCAGCGAGGAAAACGCUGCAGAUCGUCGGAAGACCCUGCUGGUGCCGGUGCAGCUCAGCAACAUCAGCCAGGUCAUGUUCGACGAUGACCUCUUUGAAGAUGAAGAAGAGGAGGACAAAGAGUCGGACGAAGUCGUGGUAGUGGAGGACAAGCCAAGCAUUUCCCACAAGCAAGCACAGUCAGCGCACCUGCUGGCGGGCCUGCAACGCAUGGAGGGGAAGCGUGGCGCGACUGCUCCUGCAGCACACUUGUCGCCUGUAAGGCCUUUGCCUCCGGCCAGCCCUCGUAGACUGCGACCCAAGACCAGCCCAUUUGUUGGCAAGAUGCCGUCUCGGGCCCAGAAAAGCUACCGCUGCUAUGGCUCCAUGGCAUCACGCCCCACCACGGUCGGCACGGUCGGCUCUGCCUCUGGCACGAUUUCUGGCGAUGUUUGUACGCGGCCCGGCACCGUGGAUUCGAAGCCGAAGUCCCCUGCAGAGACGGAGCGGGCAGCUAGCAAACCCGACUGGGACACUUCUUUCUACAGCAUGCACCAGCGGCGCAUCCCGACUUACGAUGCGCUCAUCGAUGAGAACUGCCCCGUGCUGAGCAGCCCGGCGCGGCUCAGGCACAUCAUCGAGACGCGCGAGCUUCCAGACGCGUAUCUCCACAUCGUCCGUGCCCGUUUUGAGCAGCAUCGGCAGAUGUUCGACCGAGAUGGACGACUUGGCGAGCGUAGCCGGCCGGAGCCCUGCGCCAUGCCACAAGAUCCACCUCGGUACCCAGACCGCCUCGUUGAACGCAUGGUCUCUGGCUUCGACGCAGAUGGCGUGGACACCAGGGUGAAGCCACCGGCCAUUAGUUUGGACACAAUUUGCCAGGAGCUGCCACCGGCCAAGCCACAUGGACAGCCCUCGCACCAGAUACUCUGCAGCUCAGAGUGGCAGAACUCCUCCUUGCACGAGGAGAUCGUGGAAAGCGGCGGCGACACGCUUCCACCCGCAGUGGAUCUCGAGGACCUUGAGGCCACGGAACAAGGAACUCUCGUACCCAGUUGGAAGAAGGUCGAGGGCGAAGUGAAGCUGCUGUGGCACAGGCUGCAGAUACCCCUGGACCUGCGCACAGCCCUGAACGAUGGUCCCUUGGCGAGCGUCACGCCUGGGAACCUCUACGAGAUCCAGGCCCAUUUGAAGCGGCUCCAGGGCUUCGAAGCCGCCACGCGCAAGCUCAUCAGCAAGUGGCUUGAAAGAGAGAAGCUAUUGGAACAGAUCUGUACCUCCCACGCCCUCGGGGUGAACGACCACCGCCUCGUCUCGCUGAAGGCGAACGUCAAGAAGCUGGACAAGCUCAGUUGCGACCUCGUGGCCGACAUCGGCGUCUGGGGCCGGCGCUUCGCCGACCUCAUCGUGGACGCCACGCGCGACCCCCUGGCGCCCACCUCUCUGCCCAAGACACGGCCGAUCUUCGUUUGGGGUGGCCGUGAUGCGAUCGAGAGGGUUUCAGAGCAGAAAUCCUCAACCAAGCACUUCAUAGCUCCAGAAGCCAUGGCACGUGACGCUGCCAUGGGCAAAAUGGACAAGUUGGACAAGUUAUGGGUUUCCAAGCGCACCAAGCCCAGCCCUUGGUCGCACAAUGGAAGCCCGCUGCUAAGAUCCAGAGUGACGCAGAGCGGCUGGUUCGCGGCGACAUGUCUGCUGCAAGCUUAG